Messenger RNA from Diabrotica balteata, 2289 nucleotides. The record is from the annotation of a GenBank genome assembly. NCBI's taxonomy places the organism in Eukaryota, Metazoa, Arthropoda, Insecta, Coleoptera, Chrysomelidae.
AGAUAUGACAGAAACUUUUCUCAGCCGAUUGACUACAAUGAGAAGACAGUGUUACAGUCUGUUUUGCAUCGAGAUAUGUUUCUGAGCGCUGCAUUGAAGCAAAAGUUUGUUUUGAAUCGAUAAAUGUGUGUAUAUCAUGGAUGGGAAUAAAGUGAUAGCUAAAGAAGAGAUCCAAGGAAUUUUUCCGACUGUAUAUAGUCAAAGUGAAUUUCUUGAGGAGCUCUCUUUAACUGAAGAAACGUCGUGCGGGCUUUGGUUUGUAAAGGGAGCCUUCUUGCAGAAGUUCGCUAAUAAGAAGGCCUAUGUGUUUUUAUACGGAGUGUUGGGAUGCGCUUUUUCAGCGGCAUAUGCCUAUUUUAAUGGCACGAUUACAACACUGGAAAAGAGAUUUAAAAUACCCAGCAGAACCACAGGCAUUAUAACAAUAGGGAAUGAUCUCAGCCAGCUGCUGGUAUCAGCAAUUCUAAGCUACUAUGCAGGACGAGGCCACAGACCACGUUGGAUGGCUUUGGGAAUGUACACCGUUGUACUAUUCUGCUUAAUGUCAGCACUACCUCACUUUCUGUACGGCGCGGGUGACGAUGCUCUCUCAUUAACCUUAGAACAUAAGGCAUUUGCUAAUACCUCACUAUAUUCGAACGAGCAUACAAUGGCGGCGAUGCUUCAGCAACAGAGGAAACAUUUAUGUCAAGCAAAACGCCAAGGAGGUAAGGGUUGCAAGUUUGAAGAGGGCAAUUCUUCUCCACAGCUUAUUUUGUUUGCGGCCCAAUUUAUUUCCGGAAUAGGUGGUUCCUUGUAUCAUACACUCGGUGUUUCUUAUAUGGACGACAACAUCAAGAGGUCGAAAACACCGGCACUAUUCAGCUUUACUUAUUUUAUAAGAAUGUUAGGACCUGCUCUUGGUUACGCUUUAGCCUCCUUAUGCCUAAAGAUUUACGUCAACCCAAACCUUACACCUACUAUAGACAAUCAAGAUCCUCGGUGGCUAGGUGCUUGGUGGCUGGGAUGGAUCAUCUUGGCAAUCGUAAUAUUCUUUCUUUCCACUUUACUUGCUUUGUUUCCUAAAACUUUGCCAAGAGCAGCCGUGAGGAAGGAACUGCUGAAGCGACAAAUGUCUAGACAACCGUCCAAAGCAUCCUCGAUGAAAGCCGAAGAGGAUAGUGACCUUCCAAGAUCUUUUAAAGAUAUGAUUAAAACCUUCAAAAGAGUCAUGCACAACCGAACCUUGAUGAUGAACAACUUUGCAGCAGUAUUCUAUUUUCUCGGAUACAUGCCUUACUGGAUCUUCCUCCCGAAGUACAUAGAAACUCAGUACAGACAAUCUGCUUCAGCUUCGAGUUUAAUUACUGGAAGCAUGGGACUGGUUUUUUCAGCCGUUGGCAUUCUUUUGUCUGGUAUAGUCAUCUCGAAGUACAAGCCAAAGGCUAGAAGUCUAGCAGCGUGGAAUGUGCUCGUAGGCCUGAUAUCUGUAAGCGGGAUAAUUUCGUAUGCGUAUUUGGGCUGCAGCGAGAUGGACAAUAAGAUCCCUUUAUUACCAAAUGGAGAGUUGGACCCCAUAUCAAAGUGCAACUCUGCUUGUCAGUGCGAAACAUAUCAAAUACAACCCAGUGUGUUCGGAAAACGGCGUGACUUAUAUAUCCGCGUGUCAUGCAGGUUGCCGGGAUGUCAUCAACGUAAAUGGGUCGAACGUAUUUUCCGAUUGUUCGUGUAUUAGAAGAGAUGAAACGCACAGUUAUAAAGAGAUGACAAAAAUCGAAGAGACAAGUCAAUUUGAGAAAGCAUUGGACGAUAUUUCGAAAAAUAGCGGCUUCGCCUCUCCGGGAAGCUGUCAGGUAGAUUGUCUAUUCCAGUUCUAUAUCUUUCUUGCCGUAGAUCUGUCUGCUAAAGUUCAGUGGAGCUACAGGAAGAGCUUCCAAUUUUCUAGUUACUGUCAGAUGCGUUGAAGAAAAAGAUAAGGCUGUUGCCAUGGGCUUUGGAUUGAUGUUAAUGAGCCUAUGUGCCUUUGUUCCAUCUCCUAUACUCUUCGGUUUUAUUUUAGAUAAAGCAUGCCUUGUUUGGGGGAGAACUUGUUCCGGUACAGGAAACUGUUGGCUGUAUAACGGCGCGGACUUGAGAUCAACCAUGAAUUUUACAGCCGCUACCUUCGUCUUCAUUGGUGCCUUGUUCGAUCUAGGCGUCUGGUAUUUUGUAAAGGAUGUUGAAAUAUUCGAAGAAGAUGUAGAACUUGAGGAUGUGAUUGAGUUUAAAUAAUAGUUUUUAUAUAUAAAUUAGAUAAUUUUUAUAAACUAC